UCUCACCAUGCCAAUUCCUGUUUCCUUCUCCAGCAGCGCUCACCAGCAGAGCUCAGCUCAGUUCCAGCACAAAGUCCUAACUUGGGAAGAGGAGCAGAGCCCGGAGCACGCUCAGCAUGGAGAAAACUGGAAAGGAAGGAGCUUGUCAACCGUCACCGUCUCAGAACCACUGGAACCUGGCGAUGGAUAUUAAGCGUGUGAAGGACUAUAUCUACUGGCUGUACUACCAGUACCUGCUGAUCACCUGCAGCUACGUGCUGGAGCCGUGGGAGCAGUCCAUGUUCCACACCAUCACGGUGACUGUUUUUGCAAUGGUGGUGUACACGGCGUAUGUCUUCGUCCCCAUCCACAUCCGUUUGGCUUUUGAGUUCUUCUCCCAGAUAUUUGGGGUCCAGCCCGACAGCACGGUGUCCGUGCUGAACUGAACUUGGCUGAGCAGUGAUCAGCAGCUCUCGCAACGUCUGAAAUGCAACGUCUUCUACAACCUUGUGUAUUUAUUCUGAAGAAGUUUUGCAGUUAUGAAAAUACCAUUUUCUCUUACAAAAUACGGCUCGCUUAAUCACCAUAGCUGACAACCAGAAUAAUGCACUGCCUGCUGGCUGCGCGGUCCUGGUUAAAUCAAAUCCAGGCCAGCUUCUGUUGUGUGAUAAUGAAACGCAUCCUCUGGAAUGCAACACUUCCUAAUAUUGCACUGCCUCACUCUAAGAAAAAUAGUCAUGUACCAUGAGUCCCCUGCAUUCAAGAGCAUCUUUUACUCUCUAACACCUCUAGGACUUAACUUCUUUGGCAUAACAGAAGGCAGGCAGUUCAGAAUUACAUGGUUCCAGCACCCUGAUUUUGCCAUAUUGGCAUAUGGAAACAGUAGAGGCUGCUUAGGAUGGCUGUGAGGAAUGGCAUUAUGGAAAGACGUUCAGUCAACAGAGUACUGUGGCAAAAUAUACUGUGCUUCCCUUGACCCGAGUGAGUGAAUGUAAGGAGAUGAGUGAAACGCAGCACGAUUUGAGUGCUAAUAUCUGAUUAUUGGCUACUGGAUUUUAAUGGAUAAGAAAUUAGAAGGGAAAGUGAUAUGGGUAUGAACUUGAAUCCAACUGUCUGCAUGUAAGUUGCCGCUUCUUUAGGCAGUCUAAAUAAGAUAGUGACAAAUCAGCCUGUAGGUGAUCUUGCAGUUUGCUGGAAAUGAUGCCAAGAAGCAGAAUGGGCUCUGUGUUGGUGCACCUCUGCCACCCCAGAGAAAGGCUGAGCCAUCCCUUACUUCUGCUCUCAUUCACUGAGGGAAGCAAAGUGCUGCACCAGGGGAAGAUGAUCCAGUAAGUAGAGUGGAAGUAAUAUUUUUAAAACUGCAGGGAUGAUGCCUGAGUGCUUCAAGAGAUCUCCUUUAGAAAGAAGAAAUGAGAUUUAUUUUAAUUGCCUGCGGGACAUUUCUCAAAGAGUGGAAGGUCUGUUGGCUUCUCACUCUCCAUUUGAAGCAAAUAUCAAUGCCAAAUGAUAAGUUAUACAGUGCAUGUAUCAGCUGAUGCUACUGUUAUUAAAACGAGAAGUGUGAAAUGUAAAUAGCAGCGCUUCAAAGAAUGACGCCUUCCCACCUUUAUUUGGAAACUAAGACAUGUUUUGAAGGUUGGACAGAUCUGAACAUGUGUAUGCAGUUUUUCAGAAAACAAUAAAAAUUUAUUCUUUGGAAACAGUAUUUCAGUGCUGUCG
Molecule: messenger RNA, 1698 nt
Organism: Meleagris gallopavo (turkey)
Lineage: Eukaryota; Metazoa; Chordata; Aves; Galliformes; Phasianidae
Source: RefSeq, a predicted model, not a curated record